GCGUGUUCUUUGCUUUAUUUACCGUCUCUCGUCUCUCUCCUGUAACCAAAGCGCCUUCUUCCCGGACUCUCCCCAGCAUCUCGCUCCAUGACAAAUCCCACCGCGGGUAGAUCACAGCACGCCAUGCCGCUUCACGCGCGCGUGCGCGCAGCUAGUUAGCUAGCGAACAAACCCAGCAGAAACAGACGCCGCCGCCGACAACAAGCGAUCUAGAAGAGCACAGGAAGGAGCAAGGUGUUGCUGAGGAAGGCGACAAUGGCCGCGGAGCAGGUUCAGCUGUGCAUCUCCGCCGACAGCGGCGGCGGCGAAAGCAAGCGUGACGCCAUGCCGGUGGCGGUGGCCGUGUCCCUGUGCCUCCUCCACGACGCGUUAGGCGUCGCGCUGUUCCUCGCCUCCCACCCGCUCCACACCGUCUACCUCCUCUUCUUCGCGCGCGGCCUCCUCACCCUGGCGGCCUUCUUCUGUCCGCUCCUCGUCUCCACGUCGCUCCUCCUCGCUGUGUUCGUCACCGUCGGGCCGUACGUCGGCGGCGCCGACUGGUCCGGGGUCAAGUCCCUCGGUAGGACCUGCGGCAUUGCCGUCGCAGCACUCUGCGCCGAGCUCCGGCCCGACGGUGCUCCAGCGGGGCUUGUCGCGCAGCUGUGCUCCUUCGUCCUUGGUCCCACCGACGCUGCCUCCCUUCUCCGCGUCGAGGAGAUCAUGGGUGUUACAGCUUCUUGCUUUGUGUCUGAGGAGGAGCAGAGCUUGUUGUUAAUUGGUGAGCCUGCAUUUGCGCUCCCAGUAAUAGAUUACAUUUCUGACAGAAGCAUCUUGGAUUUUGAGAGUUUUGGUGAUUUGAAGGACAAAAUUGACGAAAAAGUUGUGAUUUCCGAGGAUAUGAAAGGCUCUGAUCCUUUGGCUGAGCAGUGUUGCUCCCCCAGAGAUACAUUAUUUGUGCAAAAAAUGGAAGCAGAAGGAGAGAGCGGCAUUCAGGGGCAGGACUUAAUUUUGUCAGCCAUUGAUGAGGUCAGCGAUGGUGUUGAGGAGAAGAGAUUGGAGUGUGACCCAGUGUCAGUAGAGAUGAAGAAAUUUGAGCCAGUGCAAUUAUUGGAGACCAGGAAUUGUCAGGCAAUGCAAACAAUGGAGAUCAAGAAAUUGGAGCCAUCGGAACUAAUGGAAGAAGCCAAGAAACCGGAGAUCAAGAAAUUUGAGCCACUGCAUGCAAUUGAGAUCAAGAAAUCCGUGCAGAUCAAGAAAUUUGAGCCUGUGGUACUGCCGGAAAUCAAGGAAUGUGAGACAGUGCAGGCAGUACAGACCAAGCAAUUGCCGUCCACGCUGGAGAUCAAAAAGUCUGAGCCAGUUGAAUCAGUGGAGAUCAAGAAAAAUGAGCCGGUGAAACCACGUUCUUUGAUUGCUCAGCGCAUCAAGCUAUGGGAAGCACAAGUAUCUGGCAAUGUCAAGCCAAUUGUUGGGGAUAAGGAGGAAAACUCAGAGGAAUUCAGUUUGAGAAAUAACUCAAACAAGGACGCAAAGAAAUGCGUGCGGUUUGAGGCUGCAGAUCCUUGUGUCGCACAACAGCAAGAACAAGAAGUUAAGGAUGUCAAAGAGUAUGUGCACUUCGAGACUGAAACAGAAGCCGAAGAAUGCAGCGCAGAGGCUGAACAAGAGCAGCUGCUGGAGCAAGGCUGCAACGAUGUGCAACCUGAGCCAGAUUUGCACGAGCUAGAGAACGAGAUUGCGCAACCUGAACAAGAACCUGAAGGAGUCCAGGUGUACAACGACAAUGACGUGGCACAAUCUCCAGCCAUGUGGAAUGACGAGAGGGAGAGCCCACUCAAGUCGACAUCGAUCGCAAGCAGAGUGCACUCGCGGACCUCGUCGGGGAACCUCGCCAGCGAGGGGUCGUCGCCGUCGCGGAAGGACAAGGAGUGGAAGAGGACGCUGGCCUGCAAGCUCUACGAGGAGCGCAUGCAGCUCAGGCUGUGCCGCGACCGUGCCGUGGUGGGGGGCAGCGACAACAUGGACAUGCUCUGGGAGGCCUACGAGGUGGGCGGCGGCGGGAGCAAGGGCAGAGGCGGGAAGCGCAGCGGCAGCGGCAGCAGCAGCAUGGUGAAAGGAAGCACCGGCAAGGUAGAAGAUGCCGCUGAGGAAGGCGAGGAAGAUGGCGACGAGGAAGACGGGGACGGGGACGAAAGUUCAGUGAGGCAUCUUUGCUGCCUGCAGGCCCUCAAGUUCUCCACCAGGAAGAUGAACUUCGGAGGUGGCAAGCCUAGCCUGUCCAAGAUCUCCAAGGUCCUAAAGAGGAUGACCGCGUUGUCGAGGAUGGGAUCGCGGCGCAAACAGUCUGAAUGAAGGUCAGCUGGUGUGAUCAAUGGAUGGAUCCUUUUUCUUGAAUGUAGAACCGCUGUACUGUCACCGUACUUGUUAUGCUGUUUUUUUUCGAUUGUAUUUCUUUUUUUUUUCUAGUCUGUAUAUAUAUGUGAUGUAUACCCAAUGGUUUCAGUGAGGUUGGGGGUAAUUACAGGGCUGCCACUUGGCCUGCAGAAUGUAAUAAACCUUGAUCUGGUGUGUGUAAUUUUCGUGCUUUCAGUCAAUGCUAUGUCUCCAUGAACAAUUUACUGAAA
Zea mays is the source of this 2603-nucleotide messenger RNA. RefSeq lists its product as uncharacterized. The record is from RefSeq and is a predicted model, not a curated record. The transcript has a single exon. NCBI's taxonomy places the organism in Eukaryota, Viridiplantae, Streptophyta, Magnoliopsida, Poales, Poaceae. The coding region runs from base 256 to 2331 and encodes 691 amino acids.